Rhizopus microsporus ATCC 52813 is the source of this 6399-nucleotide messenger RNA. RefSeq lists its product as uncharacterized. The record is from RefSeq and is a predicted model, not a curated record. Gene Ontology annotation, biological process: telomere maintenance; double-strand break repair via nonhomologous end joining. Lineage: Eukaryota; Fungi; Mucoromycota; Mucoromycetes; Mucorales; Rhizopodaceae. Gene Ontology annotation, cellular component: nucleus. Bases 1 to 6399 code for a protein of 2132 amino acids. The transcript is spliced from 30 exons. Gene Ontology annotation, molecular function: DNA-dependent protein kinase activity; protein binding.
AUGACUAUGGAAUUGUUGAAAAAGGCUCGAUUAACUCGUGAAGAAGGAAGUGAAUCAGAAAAAGACGAAGUUUAUGAAGCCAGGCUUGAGUAUAACCAAGCAGCCUACACAGUCGCAGCAGCUAUCAUCCUGCGUACUCAGAAAACACCAAAAAAAUCUGAAGCAUUUUAUGAUGGAUUUCUUUUUAGAGAAGAUCCUGGCUGCGGCAUCUGGAAUAACAUUUUUGACAGAAGAAAAGAGUUACAUCUACAGCUGGUGCUUGAUCAAAAUCUUGAAAAACUCAAACUAAAAGAAGUUAAAGCAAACAUAAUGUAUAAAAUUGAAAAAAAUACGACUACGCACUUUGCUUCUUCAGCGCUUAAUGGAAGCAGCUUUACUCAGCCAUCUUUAUCUGAGGUAAUAUUGCAAAACAGCCUUGAACCAUCUGGCGCUGUAGCCUCUCUGGAAUCAUCCAACUCUUUUGAUAACGAUAUGGAAAUGACUGAGAUCUCCUUGGAUAGUAAUGAUGAUGACGACGAUUUCUUGUUCGAAAUCGAUGUUUUUAACGAAAAUCCUUGUAUGCGCUCUUUACGAGAAAUCAUUGAAAAAUUACACACUCUAAUAGCGCCACCAGAGGAAGUAGAGCCGACGGCAAUGCCAAGCUGGAUGAACAGAUUACAUAAAUCAUUUACAAGCAGCAACAUGCCCUUGAUUACAAAGCUUUAUUUGGCAAAGAUCAUCAUCAACUAUCCAAUUGCUUUUGAAAAAUACGCUUUAUUUUGGAUUGAACAUUUAAUGGAUCUUGUGACAAGAGGCGAAGAAUAUGGAGAACCACUCAAUUAUUUCGUCCAAGACCUGUGCAUGAUCAUUAUUGCUUGGGGCCGACAUACGAGACUACCGCAAAAUAGAGAGUCAAAGCAUGGUCUGUUCAACUUUAUAACUUACUUGAUCAAACACGUAUACCAUGAAACACCUCGCGUAAUUCGAAGUAAUCUUUAUAUAUUACGAAGCAUAUUUUCAAAUUGGAGCCAAGAUAUUGUUGUACCUACUAAACUAAUAUAUGACGAGCUUAGCUACACAGGCGACCAUCUUACACGUAAUAUGGUUGGGCUGCAGCUUGUUAGUAUCAUUCUUGAUCAUGGAAUAAACCCAUACUAUGAUGGCUCUGAGGUUGAAUUAGAGGGCUUAACUGAACUUCAUUUCUAUGAUGCCAUAUCAAAUAAUCUGUUCAACAAGUCCAAGAAAGGAAAAAGCAUUUCUGUUGCUGCAGCCGAGGUUAUGGGAUUUGCCAUGAAAUACAUGAAAAACAACAACAUGACACUAAAGGAUGAUAUUGAGGGUAUGUUUACAUCCAAGCUGCAAAGUGCAAGUAGAAUCAAAGGACGUGAAGAUGUGUUUGUUGGCUGCAUGAAUGCUUUAUGUAAACAUGACACCGAGCUUGGUCAACCACUCUUACCAGCAGUCAUUCAUAGUCUUCCUCAAUAUGCUGGGGUUCAAAGAACAGAAGCAGUGAACGUCAUUACAGCUUGUUGGAAAAAUGAUCCCAUGUUUCUACAUACAUUGAAAAGCUCGGGCAUUAUAGCCUUGAUAAUGCAUAGAGAUAGUAACACACAAGUGGCGGUCUUGAACUUACUCAACAAGACCUUUGAUAUUUUGACUGAUCAGGAUAUCAGCGAAAUAAUUGAGCUGAUGGCCCAAGCUUGUCCUGAGCAUGAAAAUCUUGAAUGCAAGAAAUUGUACUAUUCCUUCUUGAAGAAAGCAUUCACUCCUCCAAGGGCAGAUCGAUCAUUGCAAGAACGUCUGAGAGUAUACAUUUAUAGAGGCUUACUUGACAAAGACAGGAGUGUUUCAGAUGAUAUUUUUGAUUAUAUUGAAUGCACCUAUCAGUUAGAAGAAGACAUUUAUAAGGCACUGUUAAAAAUAACAAGAAAUUUAUAUACUCCAGAAACAGAGGACAUCUAUCUACUGUAUUGCACACAGAUGAUGUUGAGAAAAGCCAAGAGGAGUCAUGAAUAUGAAAAACCAAUAUUUGAAAACCCUUUACCAAAUGCUAGAUUUGAUGCCAACUACUAUAAAUUUGAUACAUCAUGGCAGAAAAACUUUUCCAUGACACCUUUAUUUGUUCCAACACAAGAAAAAAUGAUGAAUGCGGAAGAUAUUGAGUUAAAUAUAAGAAAUACACAACGAUCUCUCGAAUUCACUCGUACGCAAACUCUUGCUGGGUCGCUCUUUUCAACCUUCAAUUCGCUUCAGGCACAAGAAGUCGACGCUAAUGAAGAUCAAAAUGAGAGCAUAUUGGAUAAAUACAUUGAUUCAGAAAAGAUGCGUGAACGUGCUACUAGCGUUAGGGACAAUUAUACCCAAGUGCGAUUUAUAAAGUCUAAAAAGGGAGCAAUCAACCGCUACCAUGCUACAAGAAACGAAGAGCUCAAGAAAAAGUUACUUUAUCUUCAAAGUAUAAGGAAAGAAGUUCAAGACAAAAAGGUGACACUGUGCCGUUCUUAUCGAGUUGGUGAUUUACCUGACAUCCAGAUAACUUAUAAGGACUUGUUGAUACCUUUGGAGGUGCUUUCAAGUGCAGAUCAUAGUAUCUCGCGUUUACUUUUCAGCAGCAUUGUCGUCGGUGAAUACAAGGAGCAAGUUGCUCAGUGCAUAACCAACAACCUUUACGAGAGCUCGCUUUUUUUCAUUCCUACUAUCGGUUCAUUUUUACGUAUAUUCUUUGAAUUGGAUAUCACAAAUAUUGAAAGCAAGCUAAUCAAAAAAGUCAGCAGUAAAAGCUUUAAUCAACACAUUGGAAUAUCUCUGCUUGAAAAACAACUGCUGAUAGGAGAUACAUCAGAAAAAGCUUCAAAAAGAAGAAAAACAGGCUCUUCUGCUCAGCUGUCGGGUGAGAAGAGCAAAUGGAUUGACCUUUCGUUGCUAUUCAAGGAUAUUGAUGAACCAGGUGUAUUCAGAAGCAUUUAUCAGUCCUAUAUAGCCACAUAUGAAAUUCCUAAAAAGGCCAUUGACUCUGAAGUGCUUGGUGACUAUGCUACAGCAUACAACCAAUUUGGACAAGCAAAAGAAUCAUUACAUAACUUUGUAGAUCAAAGCGAAGCUCAUUUGUGGCAAGAGCAGAUGCUGCAUUGUUACGAAAAACUGACACAGUGGGAUGAUAUUGUUAAGGAUAUAUAUGCUGCAAUACCCCGUAGAGAUUAUAGUAAGCUAUGGGAAUCAGAGUAUCAGGAUCCUUAUCUGCACUAUUUUAUGAGAAGCUUUACUAAGCAACGUAAUGGGAUUACUGAUGAAGAAGGAAACGAGAUACCUUGGAGUGAUGAAAAUCCAAAUCCUUUAUUUUCUUUUAUUGAAAAAGCACUUAAAAAUAGCAACCAAAGACAAUACAUACUUAGAUAUUAUUCUUGUGAUGUAACCCUUGCUUCUAUCUAUCAAAAGAAAUAUGAUCAGGGCGGCCAGCUUAUUCGAAAAUCGUAUGAAUCCUUACUAACAGCAUGGACGACGCUACAUCCUCUAGCACAUACAAGUCGUUUAGCAAAGCUAGCUGACCUCGAACGAACAGUUGAACUUGAAGAUUAUAUUGAUUUGGCUAUUGACAUCAAGAAACGUGGCAUAGACAAUAGUAAAAUUAAUACAUUCCUCCAAGCAUUGACAUCAAGAUACCCUGAUCCUCGGAUUGAUCCUAUUGAUUUAUGGGAUGAUAUAAUUGAGUCAAGGAUGGUAUUUAUUGAAGAUAUACUGUCGCUUGCUGAAGAAAAGAAUCAGGACCUAACAGUUGACAGUACCAAAUUUAAGAUAGUAUUCUUAAACAACAUUAUUGAUGCUGCUCGCAUACAGCACAAUUUCAACGUCUUUUUGACCCGUCAAAAUAAGCUCAAGAAGCUUGGUGCUGUUAAAGAAUUUAACUUGAACAGGAUACGUCAAUAUUAUCACGAAAUGACAAGAUUGUCCAAAGACAAUCCAAAACGGGUUCUCUUUAUGCAAUAUGCGCUUACCAGAGCAUUUGCAUAUAAUAUGCCAGCAACUGCCUCAGUUCAAGAAAUACACCAAGCAAAAGAGAAUAUUGCGAGCAUAUAUGGAUUGAUUAAAAAUGAAAUUAUGGACACACCCACUUUAUAUGAGAAAAUAAUGCGUAACGAAAAUGUCAAGAGGGCAGCUUCGGCAGCAAAGGUCGAAGAUGCAGAAGAAUUUGUAAAUUAUUUAGAAACCACAGGAUAUAAAAACCUUAAAGAGGCGUUAACUGUAACUGUUGAACAGGAUAUUCUGUACACUGAUUGUUUAUGGAAACUUGGAAAAUAUUGUGAUGAGUCCCUAAGUAGGGUGGGUACUUCUUCAAUGAUUCAACCUGCUGUCGAACCGAUAGAAUAUAGUAAAGUUGUUAUCGAUAGCUAUAUGAAAGCUAUGGAUAGAGGUCAUAAGCGUGCAGCUGAAAGAUUCCCUCGUAUCUUGGAACUCGUUGAAUUAUAUCCAGAAAUAGGUUCAAGCUUUGUAGAGUGUUCUGAAAACUUUGGCUCAACAUGGUUGUAUAUUAGGUGGAUCCCUCAGAUGGUGUCCAUCUUGGAUUUACCAAUUGCUAAAUAUAUGUAUCCUGUCAUCAAAACUGUGGCUGAAAACUACCCCAAGGCACUCUAUUACCCUUUCCAUAUCAGCUACGAGCAUUAUAGGCUGGUUGAUAACAAGCUUUCUGAAGAAAACAAAAAGUAUAUUGAAGAAAUUAGAGCAUUGAUUAGAUCACCCAUCAUGGAAGAGUUUUGUACUGAACUGAAGCGUCUCACGAAUCCCGAACAUAUUGUAAAGGACUUUAUUGAAUUUUUACAGUCCAUUAUUGCUAAUGAAAAUAUUACUGAAGACUACAUACAAGAAUUGUAUCAAAGCUUUAGCCAACUUUUACUAAAUCCAUAUAGCAGCAAAGUUGGAAGUAUUCCAAAGGCAUUUGCGCAAAAACAUGGUUCUCAUUUGAUAGAACUUAUGGGAAGAAAUGGAACAAAACUAAAGAAUUUGAAUCGUGAUACCUUGAAAAAACUUGCAGCGUAUGUAGACGAUGUGAUCAUGAAGCAAAAGCCUUCUUCUAGACCUGGAGCUGAUUUGCUAAAAUCAUAUUCACCUUGGUUGGCCUCGUUCAAGAGUAGUGAAUUUGAAGAGCAACUCGAAGUCCCUGGACAAUAUAACGGUUUAAGCAAACCCUACCCAGAAUUGCAUGCCAAAGUAGCAAGCAUUGAUGGUAGAGUGUUGGUGAUGUCUUCUAUUAGAAAGCCCAAAAGAAUUCGCAUAUACGGCACUGAUGAAAAAGAAUAUCUAUUUCUGGUAAAAGGAGGUGAGGACCUUCGUCUUGAUCAGCGUAUCGAACAGGUGUUCACUGUGAUGAACGAUAUGGUUUCAAAAAACUCAUUCUGUUCAUCACAAAACAUCCAAAUUUCAACAUAUAACGUUAUACCAAUGACUACCAGCCUUGGAUUAAUCGAAUGGGUUGGUGAUACAAAGCCUCUUCGAGCCUGUAUUGAAGAGCAAGUAGACACACCAGUGAGAAUAUCUCAUAUGCAAGACAGAUACCGUUCCUGGAUGGCCCAAAAGGGAGGAAAAGGAAUACUUGGCUAUCAAAAGGCUUUCUCAUUGCCUCGAGAACAAAUAGCUGAACAUUACCGUGAAGUAUCUGUGCUUGUUAAACGCACUCUUUUACGUGAUUACCUGAUGAAAUUGGCGGCAUCCCCUGAAGCCUUUUUGUUCUUAAGAAAGGACUUUGCUCAUAGUUUAGCUUGUAUAUCUAUCUUUGGAUAUAUCCUUGUGUAUAGUGGCCGUUUGAUUCCUAUUGAUUUUGGUCAUGCAUUCGGAUCAGCAACUGAAAUAUUACCUAUUCCUGAAAUUGUUCCGUUCCGUUUAACACAGCAGUUGGUUGGCGCCCUAGAACCAUUAGGCAUAUCUGGUAUGUUGGAGAUAGCUAUGGUCAAUGUGCUAGAGGCUAUUCAAAACGAUAAGGACUUGUUACUAAACAUUAUGGAUAUCUUUGUAAAGGAACCUUUAUUAGAUUGGAAAAAGGCAGCAGUAAAACAAGCCAAGCAUCAGAAAACUGAGCGAGGCAGUAGUGUCUCUCGAGAAAACAGCUUGGCUGAACCAAGCUCAUCUUCUUCAACCACAGAUGAAAUCAAAUGGUACCCACAAAAGAAGCUAGAGAUUGCUAAAAGAAAACUGGAAGGUGACAACCCUGUGGAUAUUGUUGUGGAUGAACUAACAAAUGGUCAUGCCAAAUUUACAUACUAUGAGUCUGCAUGUAAAGUAGCACAGGGAGAACGUACGGAAAACAUUAGAGCAAAGCUACUUGGUAAACGUUGUGCAGAUCCAAAAGAACAGGUCCAGUGCUUAAUAGAUCUAGCUACUGACCCUGCUGUUCUUGGCUUAAUGUGGAUUGGAUGGCAGUCUUUCUUGUAA